AUGAACCCAGAAGAUAGCACAAGGCUGAUCUCGGCAACCGACGAGUCACCACUUCAACAGACUGGUGAGUCACCACUUCAACAGACUGGUGAGUCACCACUUCAACAGACUGGUGAGUCACCACUUCAACAGACUGGUGAGUCACCACUUCAACAGACUGGUGAGUCACCACUUCAACAGACUGGUGAGUCACCACUUCAACAGACUGGUGAGUCACCACUUCAACAGACUGGUGAGUCACCACUUCAACAGACUGGUGAGUCACCACUUCAACAGACUGGUGAGUCACCACUUCAACAGACUGGUGAGUCACCACUUCAACAGACUGGUGAGUCACCACUUCAACAGACUGGUGAGUCACCACUUCAACAGACUGGUGAGUCACCACUUCAACAGACUGGUGAGUCACCACUUCAACAGACUGGUGAGUCACCACUUCAACAGACUGGUGAGUCACCACUUCAACAGACUGGUGAGUCACCACUUCAACAGACUGGUGAGUCACCACUUCAACAGACUGGUGAGUCACCACUUCAACAGACUGGUGAGUCACCACUUCAACAGACUGGUGAGUCACCACUUCAACAGACUGGUGAGUCACCACUUCAACAGACUGGUGAGUCACCACUUCAACAGACUGGUGAGUCACCACUUCAACAGACUGGUGAGUCACCACUUCAACAGACUGGUGAGUCACCACUUCAACAGACUGGUGAGUCACCACUUCAACAGACUGGUGAGUCACCACUUCAACAGACUGGUGAGUCACCACUUCAACAGACUGGUGAGUCACCACUUCAACAGACUGGUGAGUCACCACUUCAACAGACUGGUGAGUCACCACUUCAACAGACUGGUGAGUCACCACUUCAACAGACUGGUGAGUCACCACUUCAACAGACUGGUGAGUCACCACUUCAACAGACUGGUGAGUCACCACUUCAACAGACUGGUGAGUCACCACUUCAACAGACUGGUGAGUCACCACUUCAACAGACUGGUGAGUCACCACUUCAACAGACUGGUGAGUCACCACUUCAACAGACUGGUGAGUCACCACUUCAACAGACUGGUGAGUCACCACUUCAACAGACUGGUGAGUCACCACUUCAACAGACUGGUGAGUCACCACUUCAACAGACUGGUGAGUCACCACUUCAACAGACUGGUGAGUCACCACUUCAACAGACUGGUGAGUCACCACUUCAACAGACUGGUGAGUCACCACUUCAACAGACUGGUGAGUCACCACUUCAACAGACUGGUGAGUCACCACUUCAACAGACUGGUGAGUCACCACUUCAACAGACUGGUGAGUCACCACUUCAACAGACUGGUGAGUCACCACUUCAACAGACUGGUGAGUCACCACUUCAACAGACUGGUGAGUCACCACUUCAACAGACUGGUGAGUCACCACUUCAACAGACUGGUGAGUCACCACUUCAACAGACUGGUGAGUCACCACUUCAACAGACUGGUGAGUCACCACUUCAACAGACUGGUGAGUCACCACUUCAACAGACUGGUGAGUCACCACUUCAACAGACUGGUGAGUCACCACUUCAACAGACUGGUGAGUCACCACUUCAACAGACUGGUGAGUCACCACUUCAACAGACUGGUGAGUCACCACUUCAACAGACUGGUGAGUCACCACUUCAACAGACUGGUGAGUCACCACUUCAACAGACUGGUGAGUCACCACUUCAACAGACUGGUGAGUCACCACUUCAACCGAAGAUAGCACAAGGUUGA
Messenger RNA from Cucurbita pepo subsp. pepo (vegetable marrow), 1758 nucleotides. NCBI's taxonomy places the organism in Eukaryota, Viridiplantae, Streptophyta, Magnoliopsida, Cucurbitales, Cucurbitaceae. The record is from RefSeq and is a predicted model, not a curated record.